AUCCUAGGGGCUAGGGUUCUCUCCCACCCCGCAUACCCAUCGUCCGAUCCGAUCCGAUCCGAUCCGAUCCACCCAAACCCUCCCUCCCUCCGCCAUGACCCACCACGACGGCUCCAAGCCCUACCAGCCACGCCGUGGCCCCGAGCGCCCCCCGCCGCCGCAGCCGCCGGAGGAUGCGGCCGCGCCGACGGUCGACCACCUCGCCGCCGUGGCGGCCGAGGCCGAGGCGAUGGCCCGGUACGAGGAGCACGCCCACGGGCACGGGCACGGGCACGAGGCGGAGGAUGAGGACGAUGAGGAGGAGGACGAGGAGGAGGUGGAGAUGGAGGAGGACGAGGACGGGGAGGGCCGUCAUCACGAGGGGGGCGGCAGCGCCGAGGAGGGCGUCCCCAUGGACGCGGAUGCCGCCGCCGCCACGCUGGGGGCGCAGAUGGACCAGCACGGCGCGAUGGUCGCCGCCGCUGUCCCGGCCAUGGCGUCCAACCAGCUCACCCUCUCGUUCCAGGGCGAGGUCUACGUCUUCGACUCUGUCUCCCCUGACAAGGUGCAAGCAGUGCUUCUGCUCCUCGGUGGAAGGGAGCUGAACCCAGGUUUGGGCUCUGGAGCAUCGUCAUCUGCGCCAUACAGUAAGAGGUUAAAUUUUCCACACCGGGUGGCAUCCUUGAUGCGGUUCAGAGAAAAGCGGAAGGAGCGGAACUUUGAUAAGAAGAUCCGGUAUUCUGUUCGGAAAGAAGUUGCACUUAGGAUGCAGCGUAAUAGAGGCCAGUUUACAUCUUCAAAACCAAAGGGAGAUGAAGCGACAUCAGAAUUGACAGCUCCAGAUGGCUCCCCAAACUGGGGAUCAGUGGAAGGUCGGCCUCCUUCUGCUGCUGAAUGCCACCACUGUGGUAUAAGUGCAAAGGCUACACCUAUGAUGCGCCGUGGACCUGAUGGGCCAAGAACAUUAUGCAAUGCUUGUGGCCUCAUGUGGGCAAACAAGGGCAUGUUGAGGGACCUAUCAAAAGCUCCUCCUACACCUAUUCAAGCUAUCCCAUCAGCUAAUGAUGGUAAUGGAAGUGCUGGAGCACCUACCACCGAGCAAGAAAUUCCUACACCAGCCACUGCAAAUGGUCAUGAAUCAUCAACGUGAGCGUAGUGAUGUUUGUCUUGUGGAGGAUCAUGAACAUCAUCCCGGCGUUAUCUCCGUGUAGUUAACUGGCUGUACUAUAACUUGAGUGAGAACCUGUUAGGUACCUAGGCAUUUUCCUUACCAUCAUUUAGGGUUUGAAUGUUUGUUCUGCGAUAUGUUGUAAGCCAUGAAAAAUCAUGCUUUCGGCCAUUAUGGGCCAUAGCAAUUUUUAUUUCUUGUUGACUCUUGGGUGGAAGUGAGAACUGACAAGGUGAUGAAGUGAGCAUUUGACAUAUGUCUUGUAGUUAUUAUUAUUUUUUAAUCUCAGAGCUGAUGAUUUUAUACCA
Molecule: messenger RNA, 1455 nt
Organism: Oryza brachyantha (malo sina)
Lineage: Eukaryota; Viridiplantae; Streptophyta; Magnoliopsida; Poales; Poaceae
Product: GATA transcription factor 20-like
Exons: 7
Coding region: 95-1129 (344 amino acids)
Biological process (GO): regulation of DNA-templated transcription
Molecular function (GO): zinc ion binding; protein binding; sequence-specific DNA binding
Source: RefSeq, a predicted model, not a curated record